Carcharodon carcharias (great white shark) is the source of this 2536-nucleotide messenger RNA. Its product is annotated as transcription factor SOX-11-like. The record is from RefSeq and is a predicted model, not a curated record. Gene Ontology annotation, biological process: positive regulation of transcription by RNA polymerase II; anatomical structure morphogenesis; negative regulation of transcription by RNA polymerase II. Bases 187 to 1350 code for a protein of 387 amino acids. NCBI's taxonomy places the organism in Eukaryota, Metazoa, Chordata, Chondrichthyes, Lamniformes, Lamnidae. Gene Ontology annotation, molecular function: DNA-binding transcription activator activity, RNA polymerase II-specific; RNA polymerase II cis-regulatory region sequence-specific DNA binding. The transcript has a single exon.
GAAAACAUAAUAACUAGUUGAGAAGCUGCAACAACUUUGGCAAAAGGCGUGGGGGAGAGCCGUGUGGAUGUGAUACAAAGUUACCGGGGCAAAGGAGGGGAGCGCCUGAAAGGAUACUCGCUGCUUGUGGAUCACUGCUGAGAAAGAGAGAGGGAGAGAAAGCCAGAGCCAGGAGUGAGGAAGAAGAUGGUUCAGCAAACUGCGGGGAUUGAGACGGAGAGCAGUUUGUCCCGGGAUGCCACGGACAGCGAGGAGAAUGAAUUUCUUGCUUGCAGCCCCUCGCCGGCUUGCGAGGGGGCGGACGAGCGGGACCCGGACUGGUGCAAGACGGCGAGUGGUCACAUCAAGCGGCCCAUGAACGCGUUCAUGGUGUGGUCGAAGAUCGAGAGGAGGAAGAUCAUGGAGCAGUCGCCGGACAUGCACAACGCCGAGAUCUCCAAGAGGCUGGGCAAGCGCUGGAAAAUGCUGCGGGACAGCGAGAAGAUCCCGUUCAUCCGGGAGGCGGAGCGGCUGCGGCUCAAACAUAUGGCCGACUACCCAGACUACAAGUACCGACCCCGAAAGAAACCCAAAACCGAGUCGGGCAAACAGCAGCAGCAGCAGCAGCAUCAGCCGCCGCCGCCGCCCCCUUCCUCCUCCUCCAGCCUGACACCGGAGAAAAGUCACAGCAAGAGCUCCAAACACUCGGGCAAGAAAUGUGGCAGCAGUGGCGGCAAACUCAAACCUCCCAAAUCGUGCGGCUCCGGCUCCGGCUCCUCCUCCUCCUCCUCUCAGGGCAGCGAGCUGUCCGAGGACUUCGUCUUCGGCAACCUGAGGGGCAACAAGACUGUCAAGAGUGUGUUCGGCCGGGGCAACAGCGAGGAGGCCCUGGAGGGCCGCUUACAGCAGGGGGACGGUCAGAGCCCCAGGCGGGGCAGCGUGGCGGCCGUGCCGGCCAGCCCAACUCUCAGCUCGGCCGCCGACUCGGUGGAAGGGGCCAGCCUGUACGAGGAGCGGGAGGGCGGCGGGGCAGCCAAGCUGGGCGGCGGCAGGAGGUGUAUCCACCUGAGGGCCAGCUCGCCCAGCUCCAGCCGCUCGGCCUCCACCUCCAGCGAAGAGGCGGACGAUUUGCUCUACGACUUCAGCAUGAACUUCUCGGCGUCGGCGGGCGGCGCCGGCAGCAGCGGCUCGGAUCCGUUCGGUUCAGGGAAUGUCAGUCUGUCCCUGGUGGACAAGGACUUGGACUCGUACAGCGAGGGCAGCUCAGGCUCUCAUUUUGAAUUCCCAGACUACUGCACUCCAGAGCUCAGUGAGAUGAUCGCGGGGGACUGGCUGGAGGCAAACUUUUCCGACCUGGUCUUCACGUACUGAUUUUCUUCUUUCUUUUUAAAAAAAAACAAUUCCGUUUCUAAAUUUUUUUUGAAAGGAACUUUUUUUUGUUGGUUUUAUGACGGACUGUCGAUGUUUUAUUCAAAACAUAAAUUUUCACCAUUGCAAGUCGAAUCUCCAGGUCCGUUCUGCUCUUCGAGUGGGAUUUUCCCCCUUCCCGUAUGUGUAUGUCCCCUCCCCUCCGAAAAGAUGCAGAUUUUUUUUAAAAAAAAAACUAUUAUUUUGAUUGGAAAUCGUGGCCGGACUUUCUAUAGAAUCCUUUGGCGGCGCAACUGUUAAAAACCAGUUUCUUGGAUGUUCCGAGUGGGACCACUCACUACUCAGAGAGCGAGAGCUGUGGACACUUCUAUACAUCUGCAGGGAGUUUAAACGGCAAAAAAAACAAUGAGAAACCCAGGCUUGUAUAUGAACAGUUUGUCUUACACCAAGACCCUGAAGUUAACUUGAUCCGUUGUACUGUUUUAAUCGUGUGAUGUAUAUGCCAAUAAGACUGUUUUUGCUCUGUCAUUUUUUUUUGUUCCCUCUCAAUACCUCCUUGUACCACCGAAUAACAGGCAGCAUAGACCUCAGAGUAUAGAUUUUUUUUGAUACAUGCAGACCUCAAGACUUUUUAAAAACGAAGAAAAAAUACUAAAUAUUUUCACUUGUAUUUUUCUACAGCUAAAAGGGAACCUUCUUGCUGUGAUUGUCCAGUGAGAAUUUCUGGCACUUCCUGUUUUUAUUUUAUUUUCUUUUUCUCCUGUUCCAGCAUGCGAACGUUGGUACGUCCUGCUUAAAGGAUUCAAAAACAUUUUUUUUGGAAAAACAAAAAUCGUUGCAUCAAUUGCCUUGUGAUUUUAAAUCUACAAGUGCUCAGUCUUUUUGUACAGUUGUAGAUUUAGAUUUGUUGAAUAUUUGUAGGUAAGAAAAUUUAUUGAAAAGACGUGAGAUAGAACUCGAGUCGUUCUUAGUGAGACUAUAUGUACUGUAUUAUAUACUGUAGGAAUUUUAUGUGUAAUCAUACGCUGUGAUAUGUGGGUUAAAUCCCGAUGACAGGUGUGAAACUGGAGCAUUUUUAACAUGGCACAUGUGAAAUCUUAAUUCAUUUUUGUGCAAUAUGAAAUACAGAUCAUCUGCACAUUAUUUUGUAGCAAACUUAUGAACUAAAACAGACGUGUGCACUGUAAUC